UCCCUGUGCUUCUUCGCUCUGGUUCUGGCCUGUGCUGUGGAAUGCCAGCAAACAAUGCUUGUAGAAACCCCGAGUCCCCCACCAGAGCCAGCAAGGGGUCCCUGGAGCCUGGUUCAGGGCAAGGUGAAGGAGUUCAUGGAGCCAUUGGUGACCAGGACCAGAGAAAGGUGGCAGUGGUUCUGGGGCCCUAGUGCCUUUCAGGGCUUUCUGCAGACCUACUAUGAAGACCACCUGAAGGACCUGGGGCCCCGCACACGGGCCUGGCUGCGCAGCUCCAAGGACAACCUCGUCAACAAGGCCCACAGCAUGUGUCCCCAGCUUUUCUGUGGGGACAGGAUAUAGGAUGAACUUGUCUCCAGCCUCUACAAUAAAGAAACUCUGAUCCAUAUCCCUGUCGGAUCCCUCCCAA
Talpa occidentalis (Iberian mole) is the source of this 409-nucleotide messenger RNA. It is a transcript of the gene APOC4, whose product is annotated as apolipoprotein C4. The transcript is spliced from 3 exons. Gene Ontology annotation, cellular component: high-density lipoprotein particle; very-low-density lipoprotein particle. The record is from RefSeq and is a predicted model, not a curated record. Gene Ontology annotation, biological process: triglyceride homeostasis; positive regulation of triglyceride storage. NCBI's taxonomy places the organism in Eukaryota, Metazoa, Chordata, Mammalia, Eulipotyphla, Talpidae. Bases 55 to 342 code for a protein of 95 amino acids.